This is a messenger RNA of Branchiostoma belcheri (Belcher's lancelet), 1969 nucleotides long. RefSeq names its product zinc finger protein 726-like. Bases 150 to 1748 code for a protein of 532 amino acids. The record is from RefSeq and is a predicted model, not a curated record. Gene Ontology annotation, molecular function: DNA-binding transcription factor activity, RNA polymerase II-specific; RNA polymerase II cis-regulatory region sequence-specific DNA binding. Gene Ontology annotation, biological process: regulation of transcription by RNA polymerase II; central nervous system development. NCBI's taxonomy places the organism in Eukaryota, Metazoa, Chordata, Leptocardii, Amphioxiformes, Branchiostomatidae. Gene Ontology annotation, cellular component: nucleus. The transcript has 4 exons.
ACAACGCUUUGAAGCGUGAGAGUCUGGAGGAUUCGCGAGUUUGCAGCUUUGCAAGUCAAUAUUUUCGGAGAAAUCAGGUACCAGAUUCAGCAUCAACGCCAGGUUUUGUCCUCAGAUCCGCUCCAGUCAUUUGGGCUGUUAUCACCGUCAUGGCAACAAGUGGAGUCAGCUGUAAUGACGUGGAAAGCAGUUUGGAAGGGGAGGUUAGCAAUGGAAUGUUGACUGCAAAACCCUACAGGUGUGAGGAGUGCAGCAAGCAGUUCAGGUACUUAAGUCAAUUGAAGACUCACAUGCGGAGUCACACUGGAGAGAAACCCUACAGUUGUGAGGAGUGCAGCAGGCAGUUCAGUCAGCUGAGUAAUCUGAAGACUCACAUGCGGACUCACACUGGGGAGAAACCAUACAAGUGUGAGGAGUGCAGCAGGCAGUUCAGUCAUUUGAGUCAUCUGAAAUUGCACAUGCGGACUCACACUGGAGAGAAACCCUACAGGUGUGAGGAAUGUGGCAAACAGUUCAGUGAGCUGGGUAACCUGAAAAUUCACAUGCGGACUCACACUGGAGAGAAACCGUACAAGUGUGAGGAGUGCAGCAAGCAGUUCUGUCUUCUGAGUGAUCUGAAGAGACACAUGCGGACUCACACAGGUGAGAAACCCUACAGGUGUGAGGAAUGUGGCAAACAGUUCAGUGAGCUGGGUAAACUGAAAAUUCACAUGCGGACUCACACUGGAGAGAAACCGUACAAGUGUGAGGAGUGCAGCAAGCAGUUUAGUCAGCUGACUCAUCUGAAAGUUCACAUGCAGAUUCACACUGGUAAGAAACCCCUCAGGUGUGAGGAGUGCAGCAGGCAGUUCUGUCGGCUGGGUGAUCUGAAAACACACAUACGGACUCACACAGGUGAGAAACCCUACAGGUGUGAGGAGUGCGGCAAGCAGUUCAGUACCUGCAGUCAGUUGAAGACACACAUGCGGACUCACACUGGGGAGAAACCCUACAGGUGUGAUGAGUGCAGCAAGCAGUUCUGUCAGCUGGGUAAUCUGAAAACACACAUGCGGACUCACACUGGGGAAAAACCCUACAGGUGUGAGGAGUGCGGCAAGCAGUUCAGUUACCGUAGACAACUGCAGAGACACAUUCAGACUCACACAGGUGAGAAACCCUACAGGUGUGAGGAGUGCAGCAAGCAGUUCAGUUACCAAAGUCAACUGCAGAGACACAUGCGGACUCACACUGGUGAGAAACCCUACAGGUGUGAGGAGUGCAGCAAGCAGUUCAGAGAGCUGGGUAAACUGAAGAUUCACAUACGGACUCACACUGGGGAGAAACCUUACAGGUGUGAGGAGUGCAGCAAGCAGUUCUGUCUUCUGAGUGAUCUGAAGAGACACAUGCGGACUCACACAGGUGAGAAACCCUACAAGUGUGAGGAGUGCAGCAAGCAGUUCUGUCAUCUGAGUGAUCUGAAGAGACACAUGCGGACUCACACAGGAGAGAAACCAUAUAGGUGUGAGGAGUGCAGCAGGCAAUUCAGAGAGCUGGGUAAACUGAAAAUUCACAUACGGACUCACACAGGAGAGAAACCCUACAGGUGUGAGGAGUGCAGCAAGCAGUUCACUCAGCUGGGUUAUCUGAAGUCACACAUGCGGACUCACACAGGCGAAAAACCCUACAAGUGUGAGGAGUGCAGCAGGCAGUUCAGUCAUCUUUGCAAUCUGAAGACCCACAUGCGGACCCACACUGGGCAUGAUUCUUAAAAAUGUGACGAGUGUUGCAAACCCAGUCAAGAGAUGUAUGUAGGCCACCUAAGAUGACGUGAAAAGUUGCUUUGGACAAAUGCUUGACUGAAGAAAAGAAAGAACUGAUAGCCUCUAAGUUAGAUACCGAGUGUGCUGUUAUAGUUAGAUGUCAGAUAACAAUGUAACAAAGUGAUUUUUGUUGAACAGUUCGUUUUAUGAUUUACUUAUAUUCGACAAUG